CGGCCAAUGGGCUGCUGGGAAAGAUCAAAUGUCACUAUAACAUGAGGGUGUGAGGCCGAGGAGGCACUGCCUGAACCCAUCCUGUCCACAGGGAGCACCAGCCCUUCUCCGGACUCAGCUGCAGCCCACUGCAGACACAACCCACCCACCAUGUCUGACGAGGAAGCCGAGCAGGUGGAGGAGCAGUACGAGGAAGAAGAAGAGGCCCAAGAGGAAGAAGCCCACGAAGGAGGUGGGGGCCGGGAGGCACCAGAGGAAGGCCCGCCCACCAUGUCCCCAGGGCCAGAGCCACAAGUCAGGACCAGGGCAAGAGCCAGGAGAGAGAACCGCAGCCUGUCUGCAGAGGACGUCCAAGAAGAGGAGAAGCCAAGACCCAAGCUUACUGCUCCUAAGAUCCCGGAAGGGGAGAAAGUGGACUUUGAUGACAUCCAGAAGAAGCGCCAGAACAAGGACCUCAUGGAGCUGCAGGCGCUCAUUGACAACCACUUCGAGGCGCGGAAGAAGGAGGAGGAGGAGCUGAUCGCGCUCAAGGACAGAAUCGAGAAGCGCCGCGCAGAGAGGGCCGAGCAGCAGCGGGUCCGCGCCGAGAGGGAGCGGGAGCGCCAGAACCGCCUGGCGGAGGAGAAGGCCCGCAGGGAAGAGGAGGACGCCAAGAGGAGGGCGGAGGACGACCUGAAGAAGAAGAAGGCCCUGUCCUCCAUGGGCGCCACCUACAGCAGCUACCUGGCCAAGGCUGACCAGAAGAGAGGCAAGAAGCAGACAGCCCGGGAGAUGAAGAAGAAGAUCCUGGCGGAGAGACGCAAGCCGCUCAACAUCGACCACCUCAGUGAGGACAAGCUGAGGGACAAGGCCAAGGAGCUCUGGGACACCCUGCACAAACUGGAGACAGACAAGUUCGAGUUUGGGGAGAAGUUGAAGCGCCAGAAGUAUGAUAUUAUGAACAUGCGGGCCAGAGUGGAGAUGCUGGCCAAGUUCAGCAAGAAGGCCGGUGCCACCGCGAAGGGCAAAGUCGGUGGGCGCUGGAAGUAAAGCAGCCAAGGAAGGCCCCCGAGGCAGAGACCGCUGGGCACACAGCCCACAUGGCAGUGUCAGGCUGUCAGGCCCGCUCCCAAGCACCCCCAGAACCUCUGUGCUCGCUGCCCCCACCCCCUGGGGUCUGCGAAUAAAGCUGUCAGACUCCCCUGUA
Molecule: messenger RNA, 1186 nt
Organism: Manis javanica (Malayan pangolin)
Lineage: Eukaryota; Metazoa; Chordata; Mammalia; Pholidota; Manidae
Source: RefSeq, a predicted model, not a curated record